AUGAGACAACUGCUUACAGAAGGAACCACAGUAGGUGAAACAACAAGUGCAAGUGAGACAACAACAGUUGCAGAUAGUACAACAGUAACGCAGGAAAUCACUACGACAAAGGAUAUUACAACCGAACCUCAAGAAAUUACCACCAUUUCAGAAGGAUCCACGACACCUGCAGAAACAUCAUCUCUAGAACCUUUGACUUCAUCAGGACUGCAAGAUACAACAACCGCAAGAGUCACCUAUGAGACAACUGUAGGAGAAACAACAACACAAAUAGUAGGAACAACAACAAGUGAAGCAACCACUACUAAAUCUGAGGCCACUACAAUAGAGCAAUUUACAACUACAUCUGAUAGCACUACAGCACCGCAAUCCAGCACACUGGUGGAUGAAACAACUACAAUUAUUGAUUCCCAAACCACCCAAAAACCCUCAACUGCAAAUGUAGAAACUACAACAGUCAUAAGCCUUACAGAAGGAACCACAGUAGGUGAAACAACAAGUGCAAGCGAGACAACAACAGCUGCAGAUAGCACAACAGUAACGCAGGAAAUCACUACGACAAAGCAUAUUACAACCGAACCUCAAGAAAGUACCACCAUUUCAGAAGGAUCCACGACACCUGCAGAAACAUCAUCUGCAGAACCUUUGACAUCAUCAGGACUGCAAGAUACAACAACCGCAGGAGUCACCUAUGAGACAACUGUAGGAGAAACAACAACACAAAUAGUAGGAACAACAACAAGUGAAGCAACCACUAUUAAACCUGAGGCCACUACAAUAGAGCAAUUUACAACUACAUCUGAUAGCACUACAGCACCGCAAUCCAGCACACUGGUGUAUGAAACAACUACAAUUAUUGAUUCCCAAACCACCCAAAAUCCCUCAACUGCAAAUGUAGAAACUACAACUGUCAUAAGCCUUACAGAAGGAACCACAGUAGGUGAAACAACAAGUGCAAGCGAGACAACAACAGCUGCAGAUAGCACAACAGUAACGCAGGAAAUCAUUACGACAAAGGAUAUCACAACCGAACCUCCAGAAAGUACAACUGUUUUAGAAGGAUCCACGACACCUGCAGAAACAUCAUCUGCAGAACCUUUGACUUCAUCAGGACUGCAAGAAACAACAACCUCAGGAGUCACCUAUGAGACAACUGUAGGAGAAACAACAACACAAAUAGUAGGAACAACAACAAGUGAAGCAACCACUACUAAAUCUGAGGCCACUACAAUAGAGCAAUUUACAACUACAUCUGAUAGCACUACAGCACCGCAAUCCAGCACACUGGUGGAUGAAACAACAAUUAUAGAUUCCCAAACCACCCAAAAACCCUCAACUGCAAAUGUAGAAACUACAACAGUCAUAAGCCUUACAGAAGGAACCAUAGUAGGGGAAACAACAAGUGUAGGUGAGACAACAACUGCUGCAGAUAGCACAACAGUAACGCAGGAAAUCACUACGACAAAUGAUAUCACAACCGAACCUCCAGAAAUUACAACUGUUUUAGAAGGAUCCACAACAUCUGCAGAAACAUCAUCUGCAGAACCUUUGACAUCAUCAGGACUGCAAGAUACAACAACUGUAGGAGUCACCUAUGAGACAACUGUAGGAGAAACAACAACACAAAUAGUAGGAACAACAACAAGUGAAGCAACCACUAGUAAACCCGAGGCCACUACAAUAGAGGAAUUUACAACUACAUCUGAUAGCACUACAGCACCGCAAUCCAGCACACUGGUGGAUGAAACAACUACAAUUAUUGAUUCCCAAACCACCCAAAAACCCUCAACUGCAAAUGUAGAAACUACAACAGCCAUAAGCCUUACAGAAGGAACCACAGUAGGUGAAACAACAAGUUCAAGUGAGACAACAACAGCUGCAGAUAGUACAACAGUAAUGCAGGAAAUCACUACGACAAAGGAUAUUACAACCGAACCUCAAGAAAUUACCACCAUUUCAGAAGGAUCCACGACACCUGCAGAAACAUCAUCUCUAGAACCUUUGACUUCAUCAGGACUGCAAGAUACAACAACCGCAAGAGUCACCUAUGAGACAACUGUAGGAGAAACAACAACACAAAUAGUAGGAACAACACCAAGUGAAGCAACCACUACUAAAUCUGAGACCACUACAAUAGAGCAAUUUACAACUACAUCUGAUAGCACUACAGCACCGCAAUCCAGCACACUGGUGGAUGAAACAACUACAAUUAUUGAUUCCCAAACCACCCAAAAACCCUCAACUGCAAAUGUAGAAACUACAACAGUCAUAAGCCUUACAGAAGGAACCACAGUAGGUGAAACAACAAGUGCAAGCGAGACAACAACAGCUGCAGAUAGCACAACAGUAACGCAGGAAAUCACUACGACAAAGCAUAUUACAACCGAACCUCAAGAAAGUACCACCAUUUCAGAAGGAUCCACGACACCUGCAGAAACAUCAUCUGCAGAACCUUUGACAUCAUCAGGACUGCAAGAUACAACAACCGUAGGAGUCACCUAUGAGACAACUGUAGGAGAAACAACAACACAAAUAGUAGGAACAACAACAAGUGAAGCAACCACUAUUAAACCUGAGGCCACUACAAUAGAGCAAUUCACAACUACAUCUGAUAGCACUACAGCACCGCAAUCCAGCACACUGGUGUAUGAAACAACUACAAUUAUUGAUUCCCAAACCACCCAAAAUCCCUCAACUGCAAAUGUAGAAACUACAACUGUCAUAAGCCUUACAGAAGGAACCACAGUAGGUGAAACAACAAGUGCAAGCGAGACAACAACAGCUGCAGAUAGCACAACAGUAACGCAGGAAAUCAUUACGACAAAGGAUAUCACAACCGAACCUCCAGAAAGUACAACUGUUUUAGAAGGAUCCACAACAUCUGCAAAAACAUCAUCUGCAGAACCUUUGACAUCAUCAGGACUGCAAGAUACAACAACCGUAGGAGUCACCUAUGAGACAACUGUAGGAGAAACAACAACACAAAUAGUAGGAACAACAACAAGUGAAGCAACCACUAUUAAACCUGAGGCCACUACAAUAGAGCAAUUUACAACUACAUCUGAUAGCACUACAGCACCGCAAUCCAGCACACUGGUGUAUGAAACAACUACAAUUAUUGAUUCCCAAACCACCCAAAAUCCCUCAACUGCAAAUGUAGAAACUACAACUGUCAUAAGCCUUACAGAAGGAACCACAGUAGGUGAAACAACAAGUUCAAGUGAGACAACAACAGCUGCAGAUAGUACAACAGUAACGCAGGAAAUCACUACGACAAAGGAUAUUACAACCGAACCUCAAGAAAUUACCACCAUUUCAGAAGGAUCCACGACACCUGCAGAAACAUCAUCUGCAGAACCUUUGACUUCAUCAGGACUGCAAGAAACAACAACCUCAGGAGUCACCUAUGAGACAACUGUAGGAGAAACAACAACACAAAUAGUAGGAACAACAACAAGUGAAGCAACCACUACUAAAUCUGAGGCCACUACAAUAGAGCAAUUUACAACUACAUCUGAUAGCACUACAGCACCGCAAUCCAGCACACUGGUGGAUGAAACAACAAUUAUAGAUUCCCAAACCACCCAAAAACCCUCAACUGCAAAUGUAGAAACUACAACAGUCAUAAGCCUUACAGAAGGAACCAUAGUAGGGGAAACAACAAGUGUAGGUGAGACAACAACUGCUGCAGAUAGCACAACAGUAACGCAGGAAAUCACUACGACAAAGGAUAUUACAACCGAACCUCAAGAAAGUACCACCAUUUCAGAAGAAUCCACGACACCUGCAGAAACAUCAGCUGCAGAACCUUUGACAUCAUCAGGACUGCAAGAUACAACAUCGGUAGGAGUCACCUAUGAGACAACUGUAGGAGAAACAACAACACAAAUAGUAGGAACAACAACAAGUGAAGCAACCACUACUAAACCUGAGGUCACUACAAUAGAGCAAUUUACAACUACAUCUGAUAGCACUACAGCACCGCAAUCCAGCACACUGGUGGAUGAAACAACUACAAUUAUUGAUUUCCAAACCACCCAAAAACCCUCAACUGCAAAUGUAGAAACUACAACAGUCAUAAGCCUUACAGAAGGAACCACAGUAGGGGAAACAACAAGUGUAAGUGAGACAACAACUGCUGCAGAUGGCACAACAGUAACGCAGGAAAUCAUUACGACAAAGGAUAUCACAACCGAACCUCCAGAAAGUACAACUGUUUUAGAAGGAUCCACAACAUCUGCAGAAAGAUCAUCUGCAGAACCUUUGACAUCAUCAGGACUGCAAGAUACAACAACCGUAGGAGUCACCUAUGAGACAACUGUAGGAGAAACAACAACACAAAUAGUAGGAACCACAACAAGUAAAGCAACCACUAUUAAACCUGAGGCCACUACAAUAGAGCAAUUUACAACUACAUCUUAUAGCACUAAAGCACCGCAAUCCAGCACACUGGUGGAUGAAACAACUACAAUUAUUGAUUCCCAAACCACCCAAAAACCCUCAACUGCAAAUGUAGAAACUACAACAGUCAUAAGCCUUACAGAAGGAACCACAGUAGGUGAAACAACAAGUUCAAGUGAGACAACAACAGCUGCAGAUAGUACAACAGUAACGCAGGAAAUCACUACGACAAAGGAUAUUACAACCGAACCUCAAGAAAGUACCACCAUUUCAGAAGAAUCCACGACACCUGCAGAAACAUCAUCUGCAGAACCUUUGACUUCAUCAGGACUGCAAGAUACAACAACCGCAGGAGUCACCUAUGAGACAACUGUAGGAGAAACAACAACACAAAUAGUAGGAACAACAACAAGUGAAGCAACCACUACUAUACCUGAGGCCACUACAAUAGAGCUAUUUACAACUACAUCUGAUAGCACUACAGCACCGCAAUCCAGCACACUGGUGGAUGAAACAACUACAAUUAUUGAUUCCCAAACCACCCAAAAACCCUCAACUGCAAAUGUAGAAACUACAACAGUCAUAAGCCUUACAGAAGGAACCACAGUAGGGGAAACAACAAGUGCAAGUGAGACAACAACAGCUGCAGAUAGUACAACAGUAACGCAGGAAAUCACUACGACAAAGGAUAUUACAACCGAACCUCAAGAAAGUACAACUGUUUUAGAAGGAUCCACAACAUCUGCAGAAACAUCAUCUGCAGAACCUUUGACUUCAUCAGGACUGCAAGAUACAACAACCGCAGGAGUCACCUAUGAGACAACUGUAGGAGAAACAACAACACAAAUAGUAGGAACAACAACAAGUGAAGCAACCACUACUAAACCUGAGGCCACUACAAUAGAGCAAUUUACAACUACAUCUGAUAGCACUACAACACCGCAAUCCAGUACACUGGUGGAGGAAACAACUACAGUUACUGAUUUCCAAACCACCCAAAAACCCUCAACUACAAAUGGAGAAACUACAACAGUCAUAAACCUUACAGAGGGAACCACAGAAGGUGAAACAACAAGUGUAAGUGAGACAACAACAGCUGUAUACACAACAGUAACGCAGGAAAUCAUUACGACAAAGGAUAUCACAACCGAACCUCAAGAAAGUACAACUGUUUCAGAAGGAUCCACAACAUCUGCAGAACCUUUGACUUCAUCAGGACUGCAAGAUACAACAACCGCAGGAGUCACCUAUGAGACAACUGUAGGAGAAACAACAACACAAAUAGUAGGAACAGCAACAAGUGAAGCAACCACUACUAAAUCUGAGGCCACUACAAUAGAGCAAUUUACAACUACAUCUGAUAGCACUACAGCACUGCAAUCCAGCACACUGGUGGAUGAAACAACUACAGUUACUGAUUUCCAAACCACCCAAAAACCCUCAACUACAAAUGUAGAAACUACAACAGCCAUAAGCCUUACAGAAGGAACCACAGUAGGUGAAACAACAAGUGCAAGUGAGACAACAACUGCUGCAGAUAGCACAACAGUAACGCAGGAAAUCACUACGACAAAGGAUAUUACAACCGAACCUCAAGAAAUUACCACCAUUUCAGAAGGAUCCACGACACCUGCAGAGACAUCAUCUGCAGAACCUUUGACUUCAUCAGGACUGCAAGAUACAACAACCGCAGGAGUCACCUAUGAGACAACUGUAGGAGAAACAACAACAGAAAUAGUAGCAACAACAAGUGAAGCAACCACUACUAUACCUGAGGCCACUACAAUAGAGCAAUUUACAACUACAUCUGAUAGCACUACAGCACCGCAAUCCAGCACACUGGUGGAUGAAACAACUACAAUUAUUGAUUCCCAAACCACCCAAAAACCCUCAACUGCAAUUGUAGAAACUACAACUGUCAUCAGCCUUACAGAAGGAACCACAGUAGGUGAAACAACAAGUGCAAGUGAGACAACAACUGCUGCAGAUAGCACAACAGUAACGCAGGAAAUCACUACGACAAAGGAUAUUACAACCGAACCUCAAGAAAGUACAACUGUUUCAGAAGGAUCCACAACAUCUGCAGAAACAUCAUCUGCAGAACCUUUGACAUCAUCAGGACUGCAAGAUACAACAACCGUAGGAGUCACCUAUGAGACAACUGUAGGAGAAACAACAUCACAAAUAGUAGAAACAACAACAAGUGAAGCAACCACUACUAAAUCUGAGGCCACUACAAUAGAGCAAUUUACAACUAUAUCUGAUAGCACUACAGCACCGCAAUCCAGCACACUGGUAGAUGAAACAACUACAGUUAUUGAUUCCCAAACCACCCAAAAACCCUCAACUGCAAAUGUAGAAACUACAACAGUCAUAAGCCUUACAGAAGAAACCACAGUAGGUGAAACAACAAGUGGAAGUGAGACAACAACAGCUGCGGACAGUACAAUAGUAACGCAGGAAAUCACUACGACAAAGGAUAUCACAACCGAAUCUCAAGAAAGUACAACUGUUUUAGAAGGAUCCACAAUAUCUGCAGAAACAUCAUCUGCAGAACCUUUAACAUCAUCAGGACUGCAAGAUACAACAUCCGUAGGAGUCACCUAUGAGACAACUGUAGGAGAAACAACAACACAAAUAGCAGGGACAACAACAAGUGAAGCAACCACUAUUAAACCUGAGGCCACUACAAUAGAGCAAUUUACCACUACAUCUGAUAGCACUACAGCACCGCAAUCCAGCACACUGGUGGAUGAAACAACUACAGUUACUGAUUCCCAAACCACCCAAAAACCCUCAACUGCAAAUGUAGAAACUACAACAGUCAUAAGCCUUACAGAAGGAACCACAGUAGGUGAAACAACAAGUGCAAGUGAGACAACAACAGCUGCAGAUAGUACAACAGUAACGCAGGAAAUCACUAUGACAAAGGAUAUCACAACUGAACCUCAAGAAAGUACAACUGUUUCAGAAGGAUCCACAACAUCUGCAGAAACAUCUGCAGAACCUUUGACAUCAUCAGGACUGCAAGAUACAACAACCGCAGAAGUCACCUAUGAGACAACUGUAGGAGAAACAACAACACAAAUAGUAGAAACAACAACAAGUGAAGCAACCACUACUAAAUCUGAGGCCACUACAAUAGAGCAAUUUACAACUACAUCUGAUAGCACUACAGCAACACAAUCCAGCACACUGGUGGAUGAAACAACUACAGUUACUGAUUCCCAAACCACCCAAAAACCCUCAACUGCAAAUGUAGAAACUACAACAAUCAGCCUUACAGAAGAAACCACAGUAGGUGAAACAACAAGUGCAAGUGAGACAACAAUAGCUGCAGAUAGCACAACAGUAACGCAGGAAAUCACUACAACAAAGGAUAUCACAACCGAACAUCAAGAAAGUACCACCAUAUCAGAAGGAUCCACGACACCUGCGGAAACAUCAUCUGCAGAACCUUUGACAUCAUCAGGACUGCAAGAUACAACAACCGUAGGAGUCACCUAUGAGACAACUGUAGGAGAAACAACAACACAAAUAGCAGGGACAACAACAAGUGAAGCAACCACUACUAAACCUGAGGCCACUACAAUUGAGCUAUUUACAACGACAUCUGAUAGCACUGCAGCACCGCAAUCCAGCACACUGGUAGAUGAAACAACUACAGUUAUUGAUUCCCAAACCACCCAAAAACCCUCAACUGCAAAUGUAGAAACUACAACAGUCAUCAGCCUUACAGAAGGAACCACAGUAAGUGAAACAACAAGUGCAAGUGAGACAACAACAGCUGCAGAUAGCACAACAGUAACGCAGGAAAUCACUACGACAAAGGAUAUUACAACCGAACCUCAAGAAAUUACCACCAUUUCAGAAGGAUCCACGACACCUGCAGAACCAUCAUCUGCAGAACCUUUGACUUCAUCAGGACUGCAAGAUACAACAACCGCAGGAGUCACCUAUGAGACAACUGUAGGAGAAACAACAACAGAAAUAGUAGCAACAACAAGUGAAGCAACCACUACUAUACCUGAGGCCACUACAAUAGAGCAAUUUACAACUAUAUCUGAUAGCACCACAGCACCGCAAUCCAGCACACUGGUAGAUGAAACAACUACAGUUAUUGAUUCCCAAACCACCCAAAAACCCUCAACUGCAAAUGUAGAAACUACAACAGUCAUCAGCCUUACAGAAGGAACCACAGUAAGUGAAACAACAAGUGCAAGUGAGACAACAACAGCUGCAGAUAGCACAACAGUAACGCAGGAAAUCACUACGACAAAGGAUAUCACAACCGAACCUCAAGAAAGUUCCACCAUAUCAGAAGGAUCCACGACACCUGCGGAAACAUCAUCUGCAGAACCUUUGACAUCAUCAGGACUGCAAGAUACAACAACCGUAGGAGUCACCUAUGAGACAACUGUCGGAGAAACAACAACACAAAUAGUAGGAACAACAACAAGUGAACCAACCACUACUAAACCUGAGGUCACUACAAUAGAGCAAUUUACAACGACAUCUGAUAGCACUACAACACCGCAAUCCAGCACACUGGUGGAUGAAACAACUACAAUUAUUGAUUCCCAAACCACCCAAAAACCCUCAACUGCAAAUGUAGAAACUACAACAGUCAUAAGCCUUACAGAAGGAACCACAGUAGGUGAAACAACAAGUGCAAGUGAGACAACAACAGCUGCAGAUGGCACAACAGUAACGCAGGAAAUCACUACGACAAAGGAUAUCACAACCGAACCUCAAGAAAGUUCCACCAUAUCAGAAGGAUCCACGACACCUGCGGAAACAUCAUCUGCAGAACCUUUGACAUCAUCAGGACUGCAAGAUACAACAACCGUAGGAGUCACCUAUGAGACAACUGUCGGAGAAACAACAACACAAAUAGUAGGAACAACAACAAGUGAACCAACCACUACUAAACCUGAGGUCACUACAAUAGAGCAAUUUACAACGACAUCUGAUAGCACUACAACACCGCAAUCCAGCACACUGGUGGAUGAAACAACUACAAUUAUUGAUUCCCAAACCACCCAAAAACCCUCAACUGCAAAUGUAGAAACUACAACAGUCAUAAGCCUUACAGAAGGAACCACAGUAGGUGAAACAACAAGUGCAAGUGAGACAACAACAGCUGCAGAUGGCACAACAGUAACGCAGGAAAUCACUACGACAAAGGAUAUUACAACCGAACCUCAAGAAAUUACCACCAUUUCAGAAGGAUCCACGACACCUGCAGAAACAUCAUCUGCAGAACCUUUGACUUCAUCAGGACUGCAAGAUACAACAACCGUAGGAGUCACCUAUGAGACAACUGUAGGAGAAACAACAACACAAAUAGUAGAAACAACAACAAGUGAAGCAACCACUACUAAACCUGAGGCCACUACAAUAGAGCAAUUUACAACUAUAUCUGAUAGCACUACAGCAACACAAUCCAGCACACUGGUGGAUGAAACAACUACAGUUACUGAUUCCCAAACCACCCAAAAACCCUCAACUGCAAAUGUAGAAACUACAACAGUCAUCAGCCUUACAGAAGAAACCACAGUAGGUGAAACAACAAGUGCAAGUGAGACAACAACAGCUGCAGAUAGUACAACAGUAACGCAGGAAAUCACUACGACAAAGGAUAUCACAACCGAACCUCAAGAAAUUACCACCAUUUCAGAAGGAUCCACGACACCUGCAGAAACAUCAUCUGCAGAACCUUUGACAUCAUCAGGACUGCAAGAUACAACAACCGUAGGAGUCACCUAUGAGACAACUGUAGGAGAAACAACAACACAAAUAGCAGGGACAACAACAAGUGAAGCAACCACUACUAAACCUGAGGCCACUACAAUUGAGCUAUUUACAACGACAUCUGAUAGCACUGCAGCACCGCAAUCCAGCACACUGGUAGAUGAAACAACUACAGUUAUUGAUUCCCAAACCACCCAAAAACCCUCAACUGCAAAUGUAGAAACUACAACAGUCAUCAGCCUUACAGAAGGAACCACAGUAAGUGAAACAACAAGUGCAAGUGAGACAACAACAGCUGCAGAUAGCACAACAGUAACGCAGGAAAUCACUACGACAAAGGAUAUUACAACCGAACCUCAAGAAAUUACCACCAUUUCAGAAGGAUCCACGACACCUGCAGAAACAUCAUCUGCAGAACCUUUGACUUCAUCAGGACUGCAAGAUACAACAACCGCAGGAGUCACCUAUGAGACAACUGUAGGAGAAACAACAACAGAAAUAGUAGCAACAACAAGUGAAGCAACCACUACUAUACCUGAGGCCACUACAAUAGAGCAAUUUACAACUAUAUCUGAUAGCACCACAGCACCGCAAUCCAGCACACUGGUAGAUGAAACAACUACAGUUAUUGAUUCCCAAACCACCCAAAAACCCUCAACUGCAAAUGUAGAAACUACAACAGUCAUCAGCCUUACAGAAGGAACCACAGUAAGUGAAACAACAAGUGCAAGUGAGACAACAACAGCUGCAGAUAGCACAACAGUAACGCAGGAAAUCACUACGACAAAGGAUAUCACAACUGAACCUCAAGAAAGUUCCACCAUAUCAGAAGGAUCCACGACACCUGCGGAAACAUCAUCUGCAGAACCUUUGACAUCAUCAGGACUGCAAGAUACAACAACCGUAGGAGUCACCUAUGAGACAACUGUCGGAGAAACAACAACACAAAUAGUAGGAACAACAACAAGUGAACCAACCACUACUAAACCUGAGGUCACUACAAUAGAGCAAUUUACAACGACAUCUGAUAGCACUACAACACCGCAAUCCAGCACACUGGUGGAUGAAACAACUACAAUUAUUGAUUCCCAAACCACCCAAAAACCCUCAACUGCAAAUGUAGAAACUACAACAGUCAUAAGCCUUACAGAAGGAACCACAGUAGGUGAAACAACAAGUGCAAGUGAGACAACAACAGCUGCAGAUGGCACAACAGUAACGCAGGAAAUCACUACGACAAAGGAUAUUACAACCGAACCUCAAGAAAUUACCACCAUUUCAGAAGGAUCCACGACACCUGCAGAAACAUCAUCUGCAGAACCUUUGACUUCAUCAGGACUGCAAGAUACAACAACCGCAGGAGUCACCUAUGAGACAACUGUAGGAGAAACAACAACACAAAUAGUAGAAACAACAACAAGUGAAGCAACCACUACUAAAUCUGAGGCCACUACAAUAGAGCAAUUUACAACUAUAUCUGAUAGCACUACAGCAACACAAUCCAGCACACUGGUGGAUGAAACAACUACAGUUACUGAUUCCCAAACCACCCAAAAACCCUCAACUGCAAAUGUAGAAACUACAACAGUCAUCAGCCUUACAGAAGAAACCACAGUAGGUGAAACAACAAGUGCAAGUGAGACAACAACAGCUGCAGAUAGUACAACAGUAACGCAGGAAAUCACUACGACAAAGGAUAUCACAACCGAACCUCAAGAAAGUACCACCAUUUCAGAAGGAUCCACGACACCUGCAGAAACAUCAUCUGCAGAACCUUUGACAUCAUCAGGACUGCAAGAUACAACAACCGUAGGAGUCACCUAUGAGACAACUGUAGGAGAAACAACAACACAAAUAGCAGGGACAACAACAAGUGAAGCAACCACUACUAAACCUGAGGCCACUACAAUUGAGCUAUUUACAACGACAUCUGAUAGCACUGCAGCACCGCAAUCCAGCGCACUGGUAGAUGAAACAACUACAGUUAUUGAUUCCCAAACCACCCAAAAACCCUCAACUGCAAAUGUAGAAACUACAACAGUCAUCAGCCUUACAGAAGGAACCACAGUAAGUGAAACAACAAGUGCAAGUGAGACAACAACAGCUGCAGAUAGCACAACAGUAACGCAGGAAAUCACUACGACAAAGGAUAUUACAACCGAACCUCAAGAAAUUACCACCAUUUCAGAAGGAUCCACGACACCUGCAGAAACAUCAUCUGCAGAACCUUUGACUUCAUCAGGACUGCAAGAUACAACAACCGCAGGAGUCACCUAUGAGACAACUGAAAGUACCACCAUAUCAGAAGGAUCCACGACACCUGCGGAAACAUCAUCUGCAGAACCUUUGACAUCAUCAGGACUGCAAGAUACAACAACCGUAGGAGUCACCUAUAAGACAACUGUAGGAGAAACAACAACACAAAUAGUAGGAACAACAACAAGUGAAGCAACCACUACUAAACCUGAGGUCACUACAAUUGAGCUAUUUACAACUACACCUGAUGGCACUACAGCACCGCAAUCCAGCACACUGGUAGAUGAAACAACUACAGUUAUUGAUUCCCAAACCACCCAAAAACCCUCAACUGCAAAUGUAGAAACAACAACAGCCAUAAGCCUUACAGAAGGAACCACAGUAGGUGAAACAACAAGUGCAAGUGAGACAACAACAGCUGCAGAUAGUACAACAGUAACGCAGGAAAUCACUACGACAAAGGAUAUUACAACCGAACCUCAAGAAAUUACCACCAUUUCAGAAGGAUCCACGACACCUGCAGAAACAUCAUCUGCAGAACCUUUGACUUCAUCAGGACUGCAAGAUACAACAACCGCAGGAGUCACUUAUGAGACAACUGUAGGAGAAACAACAACACAAAUAGCAGGGACAACAACAAGUGAACCAACCACUACUAAACCUGAGGUCACUACAAUUGAGCUAUUUACAACUACACCUGAUGGCACCACAGCACCGCAAUCCAGCACACUGGUAGAUGAAACAACUACAGUUAUUGAUUCCCAAACCACCCAAAAACCCUCAACUGCAAAUGUAGAAACUACAACAGUCAUCAGCCUUACAGAAGGAACCACAGUAGGGGAAACAACAAGUGCAAGUGAGACAACAACAGCUGCAGAUAGCACAACAGUAACGCAGGAAUUCACUACAACAAAGGAUAUCACAACCGAACCUCAAGAAAUUACCACCAUAUCAGAAGGAUCCACGACACCUGCGGAAACAUCAUCUGCAGAACCUUUGACAUCAUCAGGACUGCAAGAUACAACGACCGUAGGAGUCACCUAUGAGACAACUGUAGGAGAAACAACAACACAAAUAGCAGGGACAACAACAAGUGAAGCAACCACUACUAAACCUGAGGCCACUACAAUUGAGCUAUUUACAACUACACCUGAUGGCACUGCAGCACCGCAAUCCAGCACACUGGUAGAUGAAACAACUACAGUUAUUGAUUCCCAAACCACCCAAAAACCCUCAACUGCAAAUGUAGAAACUACAACAGUCAUCAGCCUUACAGAAGGAACCACAGUAAGUGAAACAACAAGUGCAAGUGAGACAACAACAGCUGCAGAUAGCACAACAGUAACGCAGGAAAUCACUACAACAAAGGAUAUCACAACCGAACCUCAAGAAAGUUCCACCAUAUCAGAAGGAUCCACGACACCUGAGGAAACAUCAUCUGCAGAACCUUUGACAUCAUCAGGACUGCAAGAUACAACAACCGUAGGAGUCACCUAUGAGACAACUGUCGGAGAAACAACAACACAAAUAGUAGGAACAACAACAAGUGAACCAACCACUACUAAACCUGAGGUCACUACAAUAGAGCAAUUUACAACGACAUCUGAUAGCACUACAACACCGCAAUCCAGCACACUGGUGGAUGAAACAACUACAAUUAUUGAUUCCCAAACCACCCAAAAACCCUCAACUGCAAAUGUAGAAACUACAACAGUCAUAAGCCUUACAGAAGGAACCACAGUAGGUGAAACAACAAGUGCAAGUGAGACAACAACAGCUGCAGAUAGUACAACAGUAACGCAGGAAAUCACUACGACAAAGGAUAUCACAACCGAACCUCAAGAAAUUACCACCAUUUCAGAAGGAUCCACGACACCUGCAGAAACAUCAUCUGCAGAACCUUUGACAUCAUCAGGACUGCAAGAUACAACAACCGUAGGAGUCACCUAUGAGACAACUGUAGGAGAAACAACAACACAAAUAGCAGGGACAACAACAAGUGAAGCAACCACUACUAAACCUGAGGCCACUACAAUUGAGCUAUUUACAACGACAUCUGAUAGCACUGCAGCACCGCAAUCCAGCACACUGGUAGAUGAAACAACUACAGUUAUUGAAUCCCAAACCACCCAAAAACCCUCAACUGCAAAUGUAGAAACUACAACAGUCAUCAGCCUUACAGAAGAAACCACAGUAGGUGAAACAACAAGUGCAAGUGAGACAACAACAGCUGCAGAUAGUACAACAGUAACGCAGGAAAUCACUACGACAAAGGAUAUCACAACCGAACAUCAAGAAAGUACCACCAUUUCAGAAGGAUCCACGACACCUGCAGAAACAUCAUCUGCAGAACCUUUGACAUCAUCAGGACUGCAAGAUACAACAACCGUAGGAGUCACCUAUGAGACAACUGUAGGAGAAACAACAACACAAAUAGUAGGAACAACAACAAGUGAACCAACCACUACUAAACCUGAGGUCACUACAAUAGAGCAAUUUACAACGACAUCUGAUAGCACUACAACACCGCAAUCCAGCACACUGGUGGAUGAAACAACUACAAUUAUUGAUUCCCAAACCACCCAAAAACCCUCAACUGCAAAUGUAGAAACUACAACAGUCAUUAGCCUUACAGAAGGAACCCAAAAACCCUCAACUGCAAAUGUAGAAACUACAACAGUCAUAAGCCUUACAGAAGGAACCACAGUAGGUGAAACAACAAGUGUAAGUGAGACAACAACAGCUGCAGAUAGCACAACAGUAACGCAGGAAAUCACUACAACAAAGGAUAUCACAACCGAACCUCAAGAAAUUACCACCAUUUCAGAAGGAUCCACGACACCUGCAGAAACAUCAUCUGCAGAACCUUUGACUUCAUCAGGACUGCAAGAUACAACAACCGCAGGAGUCACCUAUGAGACAACUGUAGGAGAAACAACAACACAAAUAGUAGAAACAACAACAAGUGAAGCAACCACUACUAAAUCUGAGGCCACUACAAUAGAGCAAUUUACAACUAUAUCUGAUAGCACUACAGCACCGCAAUCCAGCACACUGGUGGAUGAAACAACUACAGUUACUGAUUCCCAAACCACCCAAAAACCCUCAACUUCAAAUGUAGAAACUACAACAGUCAUAAGCCUUACAGAAGGAACCACAGUAGGUGAAACAACAAGUGCAAGUGAGACAACAACAGCUGCAGAUGGCACAACAGUAACGCAGGAAAUCACUCCGACAAAGGAUAUUACAACCGAACCUCAAGAAAUUACCACCAUUUCAGAAGGAUCCACGACACCUGCAGAAACAUCAUCUGCAGAACCUUUGACUUCAUCAGGACUGCAAGAUACAACAACCGCAGGAGUCACCUAUGAGACAACUGUAGGAGAAACAACAACAGAAAUAGUAGCAACAACAAGUGAAGCAACCACUACUAUACCUGAGGCCACUACAAUAGAGCAAUUUACAACUACAUCUGAUACCACUACAGCACCGCAAUCCAGCACACUGGUGGAUGAAACAACUACAAUUAUUGAUUCCCAAACCACCCAAAACCCCUCAACUGCAAUUGUAGAAACUACAACUGUCAUCAGCCUUACAGAAGGAACCACAGUAGGGCAAACAACAAGUGUAAGUGAGACAACAACUGCUGCAGAUAGCACAACAGUAACGCAGGAAAUCACUACGACAAAGGAUAUCACAACCGAACCUCAAGAAAGUACAACUGUUUCAAAAGGAUCCACAACAUCUGCAGAAACAUCAUCUGCAGAACCUUUGACAUCAUCAGGACUGCAAGAUACAACAACCGUAGGAGUCACCUAUGAGACAACUGUAGGAGAAACAACAACACAAAUAGCAGGGACAACAACAAGUGAAGCAACCACUACUAAACCUGAGGCCACUACAAUUGAGCUAUUUACAACUACACCUGAUGGCACUACAGCACCGCAAUCCAGCACACUGGUAGAUGAAACAACUACAGUUAUUGAUUCCCAAACCACCCAAAAACCCUCAACUGCAAAUGUAGAAACUACAACAGUCAUCAGCCUUACAGAAGGAACCACAGUAAGUGAAACAACAAGUGCAAGUGAGACAACAACAGCUGCAGAUAGCACAACAGUAACGCAGGAAAUCACUACAACAAAGGAUAUCACAACCGAACCUCAAGAAAGUACCACCAUAUCAGAAGGAUCCACGACACCUGCGGAAACAUCAUCUGCAGAACCUUUGACAUCAUCAGGACUGCAAGAUACAACAACCGUAGGAGUCACCUAUGAGACAACUGUAGGAGAAACAACACAAAUAGUAGGAACAACAACAAGUGAACCAAUGACUACUAAACCUGAGGUCACUACAAUAGAGCAAUUUACAACGACAUCUGAUAGCACUACAACACCGCAAUCCAGCACACUGGUGGAUGAAACAACUACAAUUAUUGAUUCCCAAACCACCCAAAAACCCUCAACUGCAAAUGUAGAAACUACAACAGUCAUAAGCCUUACAGAAGGAACCACAGUAGGUGAAACAACAAGUGCAAGUGAGACAACAACAGCUGCAGAGAGUACAACAGUAACGCAGGAAAUCACUACGACAAAGGAUAUCACAACCGAACCUCAAGAAAGUACCACCAUAUCAGAAGGAUCCACGACACCUGCGGAAACAUCAUCUGCAGAACCUUUGACAUCAUCAGGACUGCAAGAUACAACAACCGUAGGAGUCACCUAUAAGACAACUGUAGGAGAAACAACAACACAAAUAGUAGGAACAACAACAAGUGAAGCAACCACUACUAAACCUGAGGUCACUACAAUUGAGCUAUUUACAACUACACCUGAUGGCACUACAGCACCGCAAUCCAGCACACUGGUAGAUGAAACAACUACAGUUAUUGAUUCCCAAACCGAACCUCAAGAAAUUACCACCAUUUCAGAAGGAUCCACGACACCUGCAGAAACAUCAUCUGCAGAACCUUUGACUUCAUCAGGACUGCAAGAUACAACAACCGCAGGAGUCACCUAUGAGACAACUGUAGGAGAAACAACAGCAGAAAUAGUAGCAACAACAAGUGAAGCAACCACUACUAUACCUGAGGCCACUACAAUAGAGCAAUUUACAACUACAUCUGAUAGCACUACAGCACCGCAAUCCAGCACACUGGUGGAUGAAACAACUACAAUUAUUGAUUCCCAAACCACCCAAAACCCCUCAACUGCAAUUGUAGAAACUACAACUGUCAUCAGCCUUACAGAAGGAACUACAGUAGGGCAAACAACAAGUGUAAGUGAGACAACAACUGCUGCAGAUAGCACAACAGUAACGCAAGAAAUCAUUACGACAAAGGAUAUCACAACCGAACCUCAAGAAAGUACAACUGUUUCAGAAGGAUCCACAACAUCUGCAGAAACAUCAUCUGCAGAACCUUUGACAUCAUCAGGACUGCAAGAUACAACAACCGUAGGAGUCACCUAUGAGACAACUGUAGGAGAAACAACAACACAAAUAGUAGGGACAACAACAAGUGAAGCAACCACUACUAAACCUGAGGCCACUACAAUUGAGCUAUUUACAACUACACCUGAUGGCACUACAGCACCGCAAUCCAGCACACUGGUAGAUGAAACAACUACAGUUAUUGAUUCCCAAACCACCCAAAAACCCUCAACUGCAAAUGUAGAAACUACAACAGUCAUCAGCCUUACAGAAGGCACCACAGUAAGUGAAACAACAAGUGCAAGUGAGACAACAACAGCUGCAGAUAGCACAACAGUAACGCAGGAAAUCACUACAACAAAGGAUAUCACAACCGAACCUCAAGAAAGUACCACCAUAUCAGAAGGAUCCACGACACCUGCGGAAACAUCAUCUGCAGAACCUUUGACAUCAUCAGGACUGCAAGAUACAACAACCGUAGGAGUCACCUAUGAGACAACUGUAGGAGAAACAACAACACAAAUAGUAGGAACAACAACAAGUGAAGCAACCACUACUAAACCUGAGGUCACUACAAUUGAGCUAUUUACAACUACACCUGAUGGCACUACAGCACCGCAAUCCAGCACACUGGUAGAUGAAACAACUACAGUUAUUGAUUCCCAAACCACCCAAAAACCCUCAACUGCAAAUGUAGAAACUACAACAGCCAUAAGCCUUACAGAAGGAACCACAGUAGGUGAAACAACAAGUGCAAGUGAGACAACAACAGCUGCAGAUAGUACAACAGUAACGCAGGAAAUCACUACGACAAAGGAUAUUACAACCGAACCUCAAGAAAUUACCACCAUUUCAGAAGGAUCCACGACACCUGCAGAAACAUCAUCUGCAGAACCUUUGACUUCAUCAGGACUGCAAGAUACAACAACCGCAGGAGUCACUUAUGAGACAACUGUAGGAGAAACAACAACACAAAUAGCAGGGACAACAACAAGUGAACCAACCACUACUAAACCUGAGGUCACUACAAUUGAGCUAUUUACAACUACACCUGAUGGCACCACAGCACAGCAAUCCAGCACACUGGUAGAUGAAACAACUACAGUUAUUGAUUCCCAAACCACCCAAAAACCCUCAACUGCAAAUGUAGAAACUACAACAGUCAUAAGCCUUACAGAAGGAACCACAGCAGGUGAAACAACAAGUUCAAGUGAGACAACAACAGCUGCAGAUAGCACAACAGUAACGCAGGAAUUCACUACAACAAAGGAUAUCACAACCGAACCUCAAGAAAUUACCACCAUAUCAGAAGGAUCCACGACACCUGCGGAAACAUCAUCUGCAGAACCUUUGACAUCAUCAGGACUGCAAGAUACAACAACCGUAGGAGUCACCUAUGAGACAACUGUAGGAGAAACAACAACACAAAUAGCAGGGACAACAACAAGUGAAGCAACAACUACUAAACCUGAGGCCACUACAAUUGAGCUAUUUACAACUACACCUGAUGGCACUGCAGCACCGCAAUCCAGCACACUGGUAGAUGAAACAACUACAGUUAUUGAUUCCCAAACCACCCAAAAACCCUCAACUGCAAAUGUAGAAACUACAACAGUCAUCAGCCUUACAGAAGGAACCACAGUAAGUGAAACAACAAGUGCAAGUGAGACAACAACAGCUGCAGAUAGCACAACAGUAACGCAGGAAAUCACUACGACAAAGGAUAUCACAACCGAACCUCAAGAAAUUACCACCAUUUCAGAAGGAUCCACGACACCUGAGGAAACAUCAUCUGCAGAACCUUUGACUUCAUCAGGACUGCAAGAUACAACAACCGCAGGAGUCACCUAUGAGACAACUGUAGGAGAAACAACAACACAAAUAGUAGAAACAACAACAAGUGAAGCAACCACUACUAAAUCUGAGGCCACUACAAUAGAGCAAUUUACAACGACAUCUGAUAGCACUACAACACCGCAAUCCAGCACACUGGUGGAUGAAACAACUACAGUUAUUGAUUCCCAAACCACCCAAAAACCCUCAACUGCAAAUGUAGAAACUACAACAGUCAUCAGCCUUACAGAAGGAACCACAGUAAGUGAAACAACAAGUGCAAGUGAGACAACAACAGCUGCAGAUAGUACAACAGUAACGCAGGAAAUCACUACGACAAAGGAUAUCACAACUGAACCUCAAGAAAGUACCACCAUUUCAGAAGGAUCCACGACACCUGCAGAAACAUCAUCUGCAGAACCUUUGACAUCAUCAGGACUGCAAGAUACAACAACCGUAGGAGUCACCUAUGAGACAACUGUAGGAGAAACAACAACACAAAUAGUAGAAACAACAACAAGUCAAGCAACCACUACUAAAUCUGAGGCCACUACAAUACAGCAAUUUACAACUAUAUCUGAUAGCACUACAGCAACACAAUCCAGCACACUGGUGGAUGAAACAACUACAGUUAUUGAUUCCCAAACCACCCAAAAACCCUCAUCUGCAAAUGUAGAAACUACAACAGUCAUCAGCCUUACAGAAGGAACCACAGUAAGUGAAACAACAAGUGCAAGUGAGACAACAACUGCUGCAGAUGGCACAACAGUAACGCAGGAAAUCACUACGACAAAGGAUAUUAGAACCGAACCUCAAGAAAUUACAACUGUUUCAGAAGGAUCCACAACAUCUGCAGAAACAUCAUCUGCAGAACCUUUGACAUCAUCAGGACUGCAAGAUACAACAACCGUAGGAGUCACCUAUGAGACAACUGUAGGAGAAACAACAACACAAAUAGUAGGGACAACAACAAGUGAAGCAACCACUACUAAACCUGAGGCCACUACAAUUGAGCAAUUUACAACUACAUCUGAUAGCACUACAGCACCGCAAUCCAGCACACUGGUAGAUGAAACAAUUACAGUUACUGAUUUCCAAACCACCCAAAAACCCUCAACUGCAAAUGUAGAAACUACAACAGCCAUAAGCCUUACAGAAGGAACCACAGUAGGUGAAACAACAAGUGCAAGUGAGACAACAACUGCUGCAGAUGGCACAACAGUAACGCAGGAAAUCACUACAACAAAGGAUAUUAGAACCGAACCUCAAGAAAUUACCACCAUUUCAGAAGGAUCCACGACACCUGCAGAAACAUCAUCUGCAGAACCUUUGACUUCAUCAGGACUGCAAGAUACAACAACCGCAGGAGUCACCUAUGAGACAACUGUAGGAGAAACAACAACACAAAUAGUAGCAACAACAAGUGAAGCAACCACUACUAUACCUGAGGCCACUACAAUACAGCAAUUAACAACUACAUCUGAUAGCACUACAGCACCGCAAUCCAGUACACUGGUGGAUGAAACAACUACAAUUAUUGAUUCCCAAACCACCCAAAAACCCUCAACUGCAAUUGUAGAAACUACAACAGUCAUCAGCCUUACAGAAGGAACCACAGUAGGUAAAACAACAAAUUCAAGUGAGACAACAACAGCUGCAGAUAGUACAACAGUAACGCAGGAAAUCACUACGACAAAGGAUAUCACAACCGAACCUCAAGAAAUUACCACCAUUUCAGAAGGAUCCACGACACCUGCAGAAACAUCAUCUGCAGAACCUUUGACAUCAUCAGGACUGCAAGAUACAACAUCCGUAGGAGUCACCUCUGAGACAUCUGUAGGAGAAACAACAACACAAAUAGCAGGGACAACAACAAGUGAAGCAACCACUACUAAACCUGAGGUCACUACAAUAGAGCAAUUUACAACUAUAUCUGAUAGCACUACAGCACCGCAAUCCAGCACACUGGUGGAUGAAACAACUACAAUUAUUGAUUCCCAAACCACCCAAAACCCCUCAACUGCAAAUGUAGAAACUACAACAGUCAUCAGCCUUACAGAAGGCACCACAGUAGAUGAAAGAACAAGUGCAAGUGAGACAACAACAGCUGCAGAUAGCACAACAAUAACACAGGAAAUCACUACGACAAAGGAUAUUACAACCGAACCUCAAGAAACCCUUUCAGAACACAUUGUCUAUUACUACUUCACCUCUUAA
Spea bombifrons (plains spadefoot toad) is the source of this 21888-nucleotide messenger RNA. RefSeq names its product mucin-17-like. The coding region runs from base 1 to 21888 and encodes 7295 amino acids. NCBI's taxonomy places the organism in Eukaryota, Metazoa, Chordata, Amphibia, Anura, Pelobatidae. The record is from RefSeq and is a predicted model, not a curated record. The transcript has 4 exons.